This is a messenger RNA of Emys orbicularis (European pond turtle), 501 nucleotides long. RefSeq lists its product as uncharacterized. The record is from RefSeq and is a predicted model, not a curated record. Bases 1 to 501 code for a protein of 166 amino acids. The transcript has 3 exons. NCBI's taxonomy places the organism in Eukaryota, Metazoa, Chordata, Testudines, Emydidae.
AUGCAUAUACACACAAGCGCACACACAUGUAAACACAUAUACAUGCACUCAUACAUGCACAUGCACACUUACACACACGCGCACUUACCCAGACACACAUGCAUGUGCACACACACGCACAUACAGAUGGAUGCACACAUGCACUCAUAUGCACAGGCACACAUGCCACAUAUGCAAAUGCAAGCACAUAUACACAACACACAUGCACACAUAUGCCCCCACACACAUAGGCACACAUACACACAUAUAUGCACACAUACACAUGUGCACAUGCAUUCACACACACAUACACACACACGCAGAUGCUCACAUAUGUACAUGCAUACACACACAUAUACCUAUACACACCAACAUAUGCACACACACACACACACACACACACACACACACACACACGAACACACACAUACAAAACACACUCAUAUGCACACGCAUACACACACACACACAUACACACACACACACACUAAAAUAUAUGAUACCUACAUUAUAAAAACAUAG